Molecule: messenger RNA, 6417 nt
Organism: Sclerotinia borealis F-4128
Lineage: Eukaryota; Fungi; Ascomycota; Leotiomycetes; Helotiales; Sclerotiniaceae
Source: the annotation of a GenBank genome assembly
AUGGAUGUUAUAUUAUUCGGUGAUCAAACAGUAGACUGCCAGUCUUUCCUCAAAAAAUCACUUCGUCGAAAGAACUGUCCUAUCCUAAGCAACUUUCUGGAGCAAGUCCAUGCCGCUCUGCAAGACGAACUUGCAUCUCUUCCAUCAACUACCCGACGACAUGUUGUUGUUUUCUCAAGCGUUUCUGAGUUCACUGAGCGAUAUUUCGAAGCCGAUCACCCAGAUUUGGCCGUUGAAAGUGCUAUCACUUGCUUGGCGCAAUUAACACAUUUCAUUGGAUUUUUCGAGGAACACCCUCUUGAAUAUUUAGAACCCUCUAAUACAGAAGUACUUGCAGUAUGCACCGGAUUGCUUGCCGCAUCUGCAGUUGCAUCAUGUAAAUCACUUACAUCUCUCGUUCCCCUAGCUGUGCAAGCAGUACGCAUUGCCUUCAGGCUGGGAUCAAGAGUUGCAGCAGUUGGAAGCCAAUUAGAAAGUUCGAGCGAUAGACAGAAGACUUGGUCAACAAUCGUGCUGGGGAUAAGUCCAGAAGCAGCAGAGCGUGCUUUGGCGGAGUUCAAUCAGACAAGAGGACUUGUUCAAUCAACAAGAUUAUACAUUAGUGCCAUUGGUACCACGUCUAUUACAAUCAGCGGAGCACCUACUAUCCGCGCUCAGUUGUUCGAAACAUGCGAGGCAUUCCAAUAUCUUCAACGACGCGAGAUCGGGAUACGUGGACCAUACCAUGCCUCCCACCUUUAUAACCCACAAGACAUUGAGAGAAUCUUGACACCAGAAAUCGUCGAAAGUCUAAGCAACUAUUCGUCAAUCCUUCCCCUUGUUGGUACUGCUGCACACAAGGAAUCCAUAUCAACAGUCGAAUUAUUUAGAAAUUCCAUCAUGGAAAUUUUGGCAGAGCAGGUCAAAUGGGACCGCUUGGUCAAACUUGCUGUUGCAGAUGUUCGAGAAUCUAAACAAACAGAAGUUAGGGUUCUUGCCAUGGGACCAACCGCUCUCGGAAAUAGUCUCGUCUCGGCGUUAAAGAACAGUGGUGGUUUGAAGUUGUCAAUGGAGGAUCACAUAUCUUACUCUAUGGAAAACAGCAUUCCAAGAGGAAUGACCGGUAGAAUGGCCGAGGCUAAGAUUGCUAUCGUGGGAAUGUCAGGCCGAUUUCCCAACUCGUCUGAUCAUGAAGCAUUCUGGGCUCUCCUUGAGCAAGGCCUCGACGUCCACCGAGAAAUACCCGCCGAUCGAUUUGAUGUUAAAGCACACGUUGACCCUUCCGGAAAAGGGAAAAAUAAGUCUCACUCUCCAUUCGGUUGUUUCAUAGAUGAACCUGGAAAAUUCGACCCUCGAUUCUUUAAUAUGUCUCCACGGGAGGCUAUGCAAACCGAUCCAAUGCAGCGUUUGGCCAUCUCCACUGCAUAUGAGGCUAUGGAAAUGUCAGGAUUCGUAAGAGAUCGAACUCCUUCCACACAAGCACACAGAGUCGGUACCUUCUACGGUCAGACUUCCGACGAUUGGCGUGAAAUCAAUGCUGCUCAAGACAUCGAUACAUAUUUCAUCACCGGUGGUGUGCGAGCUUUCGGACCUGGAAGAAUUAAUUAUCACUUCGGCUUCAGUGGCCCAUCAUACAACGUAGACACUGCCUGCUCCAGCAGUAUGGCCGCCAUCAAUUUGGCAGUCACUUCGUUACGAGCUGGUGACUGCGACACCGUAUUCGCUGGCGGUAUGAACGUCAUGACCAACCCAGAUAUUUUCUCUGGUUUAUCGAAGGGUCAAUUCUUAUCCAAGACUGGAUCCUGCAAGACCUACGACGACAGUGCUGAUGGCUACUGCCGUGGUGAUGGUGUCGUUACUCUCAUCUUAAAGCGACUUGACGACGCAGUGGCUGAUAAGGAUCCAAUUCUUGGAGUCAUUGCCGGUAUUGCAACAAAUCACAGUGCCGAAGCUAUCUCAAUCACCCAUCCCCACGCUGGUGCACAAAAAUUCUUGUUCCAGAAGGUAAUGGACGAAGCUCGCGUAGACAUUCGAGAUGUCAAGUACGUCGAGAUGCACGGCACAGGUACUCAAGCUGGUGACGGUGUCGAGAUGGACAGUGUUUCGUCCAUUUUUGCACCAGUAAGUAAAUCGCGCCGUCGCAUUGAUCAGCCACUAUUUGUUGGUUCCGUCAAAUCUAAUGUUGGCCACGGAGAAGCUGUUUCAGGUGCGACCGCUUUGGUAAAAAUUAUGAUGAUGCUCAAGAAAAGUAUGAUCCCACCACAUUGCGGCAUCAAGACGAAAAUCAAUCAGGCCUUUCCCAAAGAUCUGAAAGAUAGAAAUCUUAACAUGGCUUUUAAACCAACACCAUUUCCUAGACCUACGAAUGGCAAGCGAUAUGUCUUCAUGAACAACUUUAGUGCCGCCGGUGGUAACACCGCCACCUUGCUCGAAGAUGCACCAAUCCGGCAAUUGGAAGGUACUGACCCUCGAACAUCUCAUGUUGUCAUUGUGACGGCCAAGUCUCUUGCAUCUUUCAGGAAUAAUAUUCAGAAAAUCUUGAAAUGGUCGAGGGAUCAACCCAGCUCAUGUUUGCCAAGUCUUGCAUACACCACAUCUGCUCGUCGUUACCACUACCAGUAUCGUAUUGCAGUUGACGCCAAGGACUUGCAAAGUGUCCAAAAUGCUUUGAGCGCUUACACUGAAGGCCCCCACACUCCGGUAUCGAACGCGAAGCCCAGAGUCGCUUUUGCUUUCACUGGUCAGGGAUCACAUUACCUCGGAAUGGGUAAGGCCCUCUUCCGAGAUGUGGAACAAUUCCGCCGUGAUAUUGAGGACUUUGAUCAAAUGGCACAGACCCAAGGCUUCCCAUCUUUCAUGGGACUAAUUGAUGGGAGCAUUACUGACCUGAGCAUUGCUGAGCCGGUCAUGACUCAACUUGCCAUUCUUUGUGUAGAAAUAUCUGUUGCAGCACUUUGGCGAUCAUGGGGCAUCGAGCCAUCCGUCGUCGUUGGUCACUCUCUGGGAGAGUAUGCUGCCCUACAGGUUGCUGGUGUUGUUUCCACACAUGAUGCUAUCUCUUUGGUCGGCAAUCGUGCGCGAUUGUUAGUUUCGAGAUGUACUGCUGGCAGUCAUGGUAUGCUGGCAGUUCGGGCAGGCUUUGCUGCAGUUGAACCAUUCUUGUCGGACAUCGAAGUGGAAAAGGCUUGCAUCAAUGGUCCGGAGGAAACAGUUUUCUCGGGUACCGUUGAAACCAUGAGCCGCCUCAAGGAGACUUUAACCGCACAGGGCUUCAAGAACACUAUGCUGAACAUACCUUAUGCAUUCCACUCCGCUCAAGUCGAACCAAUUCUAGAGGAUUUCAUUCAGUCUGCGAAGUCAGCUGUUUUCCAUCAACCAAAAAUCCCAGUCAUGUCCACACUUCUUGGGACCAUCGUAGAGGAAUCCGGUGUGUUCAAUCCAGAGUACCUUGCUAGGCACUGUAGAGAGAGCGUUGACUUCCUAGGAGGUGUCACUUCUGCUUUGACAAGUGGAAUCGUUGAUGAGAAGACCUUAUUUGUCGAAAUUGGCCCACAUCCAGUUUGCUCCAACAUGAUAAAGGCGAUCAUCGGCACAAGUGCCAUCACUGUGCCAUCACUGAGCAGAAAUGCCGAUGCGUGGACCACCACAGCUACUAGUUUGGCAACUCUAUUCAAUGCUGGUCUAGACUUCAAUUGGAACGAGUACCACAUUGACUUCAAGAACGCUCAUGAGGUUCUUGAUUUACCUUCUUACUCUUUCGAUGAGAAGGUCUAUUGGAUUGAUUACCGCGAAAAUUGGUGUCUUACUAAAGGCGACAAGCAAUUGGUCGCUCCCACAGUUGCAAAACCAAGCUUCUCGACAACCACUGUUCAAAAAAUUCUUUUUGAAGAUGUCGAUGGUGACAACGUCAAUGUUGUCGCGGAGUCUGACCUUAUGGAACCCAACUUACGAGCAGCCAUUUCCGGGCACUUGGUUCACGGUCAACCACUCUUCCCGUCAUCCAUCUAUGGUGAUAUGGCGUUGACUAUCUGCGAUUACGCACUCAAGCUUGCCCAACCGGAUGCGAAAUCUGUGGGUUUCAAUGUUGGAAGUAUGGAAACACAUAAGCCUUUGGUCCUCGACAGCAAUGCCAAAACCCAUCUUCUUCAGAUUGAGACUAAGCUUGACCUUGCUCAUCGACGUGGAACUGUCAACUUCCGUACAUUUGGAACAGAUGGAGAGCCAGUUGAACAAACCAAGUGCGAAGUGACUCUUGAGGAUUCAUCCUCAUGGUUGAAGGACUGGGACCGUCGCAAGUUCCUUGUCCAAGGACGAAUUGAGAAUCUGAUGAACCAUAAGGAAGUUCACAAGAUACAAAGAGGAAUGGCUUACAAGCUAUUUGGCGCACUUGUCGACUAUGAUCAAAAAUAUCGUGGAAUGGAUGAAGUGUAUCUGUGGAGUGAACAAUGCGAGGCAACUGCCAAGGUACAAUUCCAGACUUCGGACAAGGAUGGAACGUUCUUCAUGAGCCCAUACUGGAUCGACAGUGUUUGCCACAUCUCAGGAUUCAUCAUGAAUGCAAAUGAUGCUGUCGACUCCACUAAGUACGUCUAUAUUUCCCACGGAUGGGAGUCGAUGAGAUUCGCCAAAACCAUGUCUGCCGACAAAGAGUAUAGAUCUUAUAUCAAGAUGCAGAAGGUACCAGGUGGAGGUGAGAUGGUUGCUGGUGAUGUAUAUGUAUUCGAAGGAGACGAGAUUAUCGCGGUUGUCGGUGGUAUCAAGUUCCAACGCGUACCCCGCACCCUGCUUCAGACUUUGCUCGCACCAAAAGCCAUCCCAGCUCGUGGUGGCGCCAAAGCAGUCACUGUCCCAGCUAGGAUCGCUGCACCUAAAGCAUCGAAAACUGCCUCCAAGGUUGAACUCAGAACCAUCAGUAAACCGACUUCAAGAGGUAUUUUUGCGAAAGCAUUGACCAUCAUGGCUGAAGAGAUCGGAUGCGAUGUCGCUGAAUUGGCAGGUCCCAUGCGCUUCUCCGAUAUGGGUGUCGACUCACUUCUUGGCUUGAGUAUUUCUGGACGAUUCCGUGAGGAUCUUGAGAUUGACUUCCAGAGCAGUGUUUUCGAGCAUGAACCAACGGUAGACCGUCUCAAAGCUUACAUGACUAGAUUUGAGGACGAGACUAGUGCUCAGAGCUCAGGACUGUCCACUCCUGAAAUGAUGUCUAGUCACUCAAGUGACAUUGGAGAUGAUGCUUUUGAUCUCGACGAUACCGAUUCCGAAAUUACGUCUGCCGAUGGUGAUAGCGAUAACGCAAUGAUCGUCCAGAUUAUAAGAUCUACGAUUGCUGAAGAGAUGGGUGUCGAGCUUGAGGAGAUCACUGAUAACACGGAUCUUGCUACCAUGGGUAUGGACUCUCUUAUGAGCUUGAGCAUUCUAGGCGCACUUCGAGAAAAAACAGGUCUGACUUUGAACUCCGAGUUGUUGGUCGAGAAUACCAGCGUAGAAAAAAUUGAGACAACCUUGGGCCUAAGGGCAAUCAAGCCAAAGAGUAUCGAGGUUAAGAAGACGAUAAAGAUUACCCAAGUGUCUUCUGCGUCAGUCCAACCAGCUACUCCAACUCAAGUUGCCAAACCCAUCAAUCUAUCUCAAUACCCGCCAUCGAAGUCUAUCCUGCUACAAGGUAACCCAAAGACCGCAACCCACACACUCUUCCUCCUUCCCGAUGGUUCCGGUGUCGCUUCAUCGUAUACUCCAAUUCCUCGGAUUGACUCCAACUUAGCCGUGUUUGGCCUCAAUUCCCCAUUCAUGAAAGACCCUACUCAAUUCAACAUUGGUGUCCCGGCUGUCACUCAAAUUUACCUGGCCGAAAUCCAACGCCGUCAACCACAUGGGCCUUAUCUUCUUGGAGGUUGGUCUGCCGGAGGCGUACUUGCCUACGAGUGUACGCGUCAACUCAUUGCCAAGGGCGAGAAUGUCGAAAAACUUUUGUUAAUUGAUUCACCUUUCCCCGUUGGUCUUGAAGCUUUACCAGCUUCCUUCCACCAAUACUGCGCCAAGAUUGGUCUUCUCGGCGAUGGUGGGCUCGAAUCAUUACCAAAAUGGCUUCUUCCACAUUUCUUCUCCACUGUCCGCGAACUUACUACAUAUUCUGAUCAUUUGGGCUCUCUAACAUCCCUUAACACCGCAAACAUGCCACAAACCACCACCAUAUGGGCUCGCGACGGUAUUGUUCACAGUGCAAACGACCUGAAGCCAGACUGGGACCCCAAAGUGAGGAUGCCAAACUCCAUGGACUGGUUGACUCAUGAUCGCAAAGAUCUGGGGCAUAAUGGAUGGGAAAAGUUAGUGGGUGAGGGAAAUGUCAAGUGUAUGAGCACGUCUGGAAAUCACUUUACCAUGAUGAGAGAUCCAAUUACACGUGAUUUGGCCAAGCUCAUGAAGCAAGCUCUCGAAAUAUAA